UUCCUUAAAGUGAUCAUUAAUGUAGACAACGGUCUAUGAUAGUCAUACAUUGUUGUUGCUCCGAGACUAUUCUUUCCAGAGAAGGAAUCAAGAAAAUCAUGUUGCGUUCAUCAGUGAUCGCUGCUUUACCGUUUCUACUUUUUUCUUUCCUGCCAUUUUCACCUGCUUACGCCAAUGACCCAUCCGCGUGCCCCGAACCAUGGACUCGCUGGGAAGGCUUCUGCUACCUCCUGCAGGAGCGCACAACCCCGUGGCAAGAAGCUCAGACCAACUGCAUCACCAACGGCGGCGGACUGGUCACCCUCAGCUCCCGACGGCAGCUCCACUUCUUGAGCCGUUUUGUGGAAGACCAACCCACCACCACGCCCAAGGGGACUCUCUGGCUCGGAUGCAAGAGGGAGAAGGACCAGACGCUUUGGUAUUGCUUGGAUGGGAAGCCUCUCUAUGACGGCAAUCAGCAUGAUCAUGUAUGGGGAGAUGACGAGCCUCAUUUGAACGAAUCUUUACCAGCUGCAGUCGUCUUGAAGACAAGAGAAGGAACAACGAUGGACACCAGCCCAACCGAUGAUCAUUACUCCAUGUGUCAGAGAUUGAUAUUACACGGCUCGUCGAUGAAAUCGAUCUCGCUUCGCUUUCAUCGCGUUAUCCAAAACUUCAUCAUAAAGGGGCACUCCAUCCUGGCUACACCACAGCCCUCUAGCCGGCUGGUGUGCAGCGCGCUCUGCCUGGAUACAACAGAAUGCGUAUCGUUCAAUCUUCGGGCGGACGGGACGUGCGAAUUGAAUACCAUGGACUGGAGACAUGCCGGAGAUGGUGUGUUUGCGACAGAGAUCGGUGCUCAGUAUUUUGAGCCAAUUUAUCACACGUAGGCAUGUAUGUUAACCACUUAAGAAUGUAGAUGAAGGCGAUGAGGGGGCGGGUGCAUUCUCUGUCUUUUUAUUGUGGGGGGGGGGGGGUGAAUUCGCCUAUUUUUGCUGAUCAGAACGGGAACACGGGGGGCACAUCUCCAAUUUUUACUUUCUUAUUGCGUUUUUUUGCCCCCUACUCCCCCGUGAUGUUGGAUUGAAUUAUGUUACCCCUCCCUCUCCAAUUACUGAGUUUUCUAUCAUCCCGUGAGUACAUCAUCAUAAUCAUAUAAUUUCGAGUGCUACCCUUAUAGUAGUGACGACUAAAUUUGUAUUUUACUGUCAUCAUAGACUGAAACGCCUUCGCGCAGGUAUUUAAGAGAGAGGGGGGGGGGGGCAUGUGUGCGCUGUUUCUGGAUAAUAAUGGAAUAAAUAAAAGAACAUAAUUUAAUCAUGACGCCUUUUCCUGCACAUUGGAGCAUGCCUCUCCUACCAUCCCAGUAUAGCUUAUAAAUAAUGUCACUUUAUGUCUUAUCUAUCAAUAAAUGAAAUUGCCGAUGAA
This is a messenger RNA of Strongylocentrotus purpuratus (purple sea urchin), 1407 nucleotides long. RefSeq names its product C-type mannose receptor 2-like. NCBI's taxonomy places the organism in Eukaryota, Metazoa, Echinodermata, Echinoidea, Camarodonta, Strongylocentrotidae. The transcript is spliced from 4 exons. The coding region runs from base 36 to 869 and encodes 277 amino acids. The record is from RefSeq and is a predicted model, not a curated record.